Molecule: messenger RNA, 1140 nt
Organism: Caenorhabditis bovis
Lineage: Eukaryota; Metazoa; Nematoda; Chromadorea; Rhabditida; Rhabditidae
Source: the annotation of a GenBank genome assembly
AUGAAGAGUUCAAGCAUCAAUAAUAUUCCGAUUAAUUUCUACUUCGAUGCAAGUGAAGUCAUGCCAAAUAAUCGAUCUGAUGAGCAGAGCUUCAAAAAUCCGAUUGCAAGACUCUAUGAAAACCGUUUCGAAAAUGAUAAUUAUGAAGGAGAAAGAUCGUUUUCGGAGUUAUCGUUUUAUACGGCAUCUGAGUUCGACGAACUUGUUCUAGUGGAGCAAGAUGAAGAAAUGAAAUCAUAUCAUACUGUCAAUUGUCAAAGUGAGAAAAAAGAAGUUGAUAAUCUUAUCCAAGAAAGAGAUGAGACGGAGCACGUGACUGAAAAUAAUAGUCAAGGAAACGUGGUUGCCAACGGGGAAGUGACAUGCUUAGCGGAAAUCGAUGAAAAACAGAAUCAAGAUGAGGCAAAUGUUCAACAGAUGGAUCAGAUGGCUCAUGUAAACCGGCGACCUCAGCAGAAGGACCAAAAUGAACGCGAAGAGAAAAAUCAGCAAGUAGACGACAAGAAACAUCAGCAGAGACAAAAUCAUGAAGAAAAUAAAGAGAAUGACGAUCCACAAAAAAGCAUUCACGUCGAAAUAGAAGGUAACGUUCUUCAACCACACCGAGAAUUUGGAAGAAGCUUCGAGGUCAACGAGAAUAGUUUGUAUAAUCGUUGGUGUAGCAAUAUGGAAAAUCGUAUUGUGCAACCUGAAAAUCAGGGAUGGGAAUUCGAUCAUGAGAAAACUUCGGCGACGAGCAUACUGAAUGCUUUGGAAUGCGCUUGCCAAUUCCCACAUCAGCUAUGGGAAAGCGAAAAACAGGGGCUAACGAAUUUCACUUUCCCAUUUGGGGAAACUUGGACGGAACAGGUGGACGAUGGUCUCGUGUUUUGCUAUCAAUAUCAACCAAAAGGCGAGGAUAUCUUCCCUCUGCGCAGUAAGAAUACAAGUACAGCAGCAACGACACAGCCAUUAGCGCAACCAGUGUUUUGGUCAUCAAAACAAGAAAACCUGACAGAACAAGCAAAGGAAAUCCCAGAUGCUGCCGAAAAAGGAGUUUCGUCGAGAGUAAUGGAAAGACAAUCGGAAGCUAUUCAACAAAGAAAUGAACCGUUGACAUAUAGCGCCGUUGCAAAGAAAAAUUUACCAUUGAAAUCUUAA